Syzygium oleosum is the source of this 921-nucleotide messenger RNA. RefSeq lists its product as uncharacterized. Lineage: Eukaryota; Viridiplantae; Streptophyta; Magnoliopsida; Myrtales; Myrtaceae. The transcript is spliced from 2 exons. The coding region runs from base 1 to 921 and encodes 306 amino acids. The record is from RefSeq and is a predicted model, not a curated record. Gene Ontology annotation, biological process: DNA integration. Gene Ontology annotation, molecular function: nucleic acid binding.
AUGGCGGAUAUGCUAGUUGAUUCAACUUCUGGGAACGAAAUUAUGUCGUUAAUGGAUGGUCAUUCAGGUUACAAUCAAAUAUUCAUUGCUAAAGAGGACGUCCAUAAAACCGCAUUCAGGUGUCCUGGGGCUAUUGGUACUUUUGAAUGGCUCGUCAUGCCAUUUGGAUUAAAGAAUGCAGGGGCAACUUAUCAAAGGGCCAUGAAUUUUAUUUUUCAUGACAUGAUCGGAGAAUUCAUGGAAGUCUACAUCGAUGACAUUAUUGUCAAAUCAGAUCAGUGGGUUGAAGCGGCCUCGUAUAAGAAUAUAACGCAAAAGACAGUGAAGGAGUUCAUCGAGGAGCGUAUUAUCCAUCGAUUUGGCAUUCUAGAAUCUAUAACUACGGACCAAGGCACGGUUUUUACUGGGCAAGAGGUGAUUAGUUUCGCCAAGGCUAGAGGUAUUAAAAUGAUUCAUUCAACUCCUUAUUAUGCCCAAGCCAAUGGCCAAGCUGAAGCCUCCAACAAAGCCAUCAUCGCACUAAUUAAACGACACCUGGAGGAUAAUCCCAGAGAGUGGGAUGUGUUGUUGUCGACUGUGUUAUGGGCUUAUAGAACAUCUAAAAGGACUGCUACCGGAACUAGCCCAUAUAUGCUUACCUAUGGACAAGAGGCAGUUCUCCCUGUCGAAGUCACGAUUCAGUCCCUACGAGUCAGACUUCAAAAUAACUUGGCCAAGGAGGAAUAUGACGAGUUAAUGUUCGCCAACGUCGAUGAAUUGGGAGAAAACAGAGCGAUUGCCCUGAAAAAGCUAAUCCUCCAGAAAGAUAGAGUUGCCAAAGCAUAUAAUAAACAUGUGAAGCAUAAACAGUUCGAAAUUGGCGACUUAGUAUGGAAGACCAUUUUGCCAACAACUUUGGACAGUGAAAAGUUUGGCAAAUGA